UCCCGUCCUGUGCCGCGCUGCUAUUUCGCCGUUCCAUUAGUGCGCCUUCCAGCCAAUUCCAGGUGGGUCGAUAAGAUAUCAUUAGGGCUUCUCAUCUGGCAGCCCCAAAGUGAAAAACAAAACAAAACCGCAGCAGGUUGAUAUUGUUUUGGCAGGCGGGGGCGAAGGGGCUGAAUUCAGAGUAAAUUAUUAUUUACUCUUUCCGGGACUCAGAAGAAAAACCAGGCGAUUCGCAGCUCAGAUCUGAUUCUAGACAUCGGAGAGCCAUGAGGACUAGCGGCUGGGUUCUCCUCCUGUUCUUUCUGCAACUGGGUUCUUCUCAUGUCCUGGAAUGGACAUACAAAGGGAAACUGGAUGAGGAACACUGGGGAAAGCACUUCACGGACUGCCUGGGAAGGCACCAGUCCCCCAUCGACAUUCGGAAGAGAGAAGUCCGCUACAACCCAGGACUGGAACCACUGGAACUUGUAGGCUAUGGUGGACCCCUGCGAGGAAGCUUCACAAUGACCAACAAUGGGCAUUCAGUUAGUAUAAACCUGCCUCCAAGCAUGACCAUCAUCAAAGGGCUUCCGGGAGUUUUCACAGCUGUCCAACUUCAUCUUCACUGGGGAGGCAUGGACCUUGAGACCAGCGGCUCUGAACAUACCAUAGAUGGGAUGCGAUACAUGGCCGAGCUCCACAUCGUCCAUUACAACUCAGGUGCAUACCCAAGUUUUGAAGAAGCAAAGGACAAACCGGAUGGGUUGGCCGUUCUGGCUUUACUCUAUGUGGGUGGCACUUUAGAAAACACCUACUACAGUAAUUUCAUUUCCAACUUGGCCAAAAUCAGAUAUGCAGGGCAGUCAACCACACUUGACACUCUUGACGUCUUGUCCAUGUUGCCUGAAAACCUCACGAAUUUCUACCAGUACCACGGCUCCUUGACCACGCCUCCGUGCACGGAGAACGUGAUCUGGACUAUAUUUCACUCGCCCAUCACGCUUUCCCAGACGCAGAUCAGCUUGCUGGAGAAUGCCUUACUGGACUGGGAGAACAAAACCUUGAGGAAUGACUACCGCUACACCCAGCCCCUCAACGACAGGGUGGUUGAAGCGUCUUUCAUGAUCAAGCCCAGUGAAGACAUGUGUCACCCGGUGAGUGUCACGCACAAACUGGACGAAAUACGCACCCAGCUCCAGGAAAUAAAGAAGGGUCUUCUGAGCGCCAUGAGUCACCCCGGUCACGGGACGGCCCGCGCCCAGGCUUUUUACUUCCCCCGCGGAAACGUCGCCAGCUACGCCGAGGUCCGCCCUCUGCAGGAGAUGACACUCCACAGCUUCACCCUCUGUUUCUGGGUCCACAACCUGCAAGAAGGGAAGCAAACAGUGUUCUUCUACUCGACCCCGGAACGGGAGAACGAGCUGGCGGUCACCGUGGGCGUGGACGUGGGCGUCUGGGUCGGCGGGAGCUUCGUGCAGUUCGACCUGCAUCGCAAGUCCGAAGAGUGGAUCCACUACUGCAUCACGUGGGCCUCCCACAACGGCAUCGUUAAUCUGUGGGUCAACGGAGCGGUCGGCACCGCCAAGAACAUUCAGAAGGGCUACGUGAUCCAGACCGGCGGGACGGCCAUCCUGGGCAAGUACAAGAACGCCAUGCUCAACGUCUUCGCCAACGGGUUUUCCGGCUGGAUGAGCCACGUCAACCUCUGGAGCCGUGUCCUCCACCACAAAGACAUCGAAGAGCUCACCCUUUGCAAGAACGACGACACGAAAGGGGAUAUCAUCGCUUGGGGCGAAACGGCCAUCGCCUUGUUUGGGGGAGUCGUUAUGGAUACCGAUACGAGCUGCAGGUGAUACUCGUUGUUAAAAUGGCGGCGUCCGAAAUCAGCGAUGGAGGACUGGGGGGGGGGGGGGAAGCACCGAUCACAAUAUUAAUUUUCCUUCAAGCUUCGCACGCAAACGAGCUGCUUCGCUUUCCGCUCUGAACGCUUCUCAUCCAUCCCUUUACGACUGUGGGGAGUCGCAUCAUGGUCGAAUUACAGGGAAAUCUCACCAGGAGGUGAGAAAUUGCCCUGCAAAUUCUUCCGUGUAUAUAUGGGGCAUGUUUGCAUGUAGUGGAAUAGAAAUGCACGCAACAGUGGGAGGGCCAAAUGGAGAAAGAAGGCAUUCACUGCAAUUGUAUCUCCGUUUUGCUGCAUGGGGGGGGCAUGGGGGGGGGGGUCAGGCACAUUUCCGAGAACAAUCCAAGAUGGAUGUAUUACAAGGAUUUCUCGAUCGUUGCAGGAUAUCCAGGUAGAAUCUGGGAAACGAAAAUGUUGGCACAGCUGUGUUCUUGCCUAGAAAGGAACGCAGGGACUGAAAUCCUCUUGAUAAAAGUGGUGAUAGGAGAACAGAAGAGAAAAACUCAUAGAUUUAGCUGGCUAUAGAGCGGCUUUCCUUCUACUAGUCUUGCAUGGUAGCUGUCAGGCGGGAGGGAAAUUGUCACAGAUGCUCCGGUCAUAUGACAAGCCUUUUGCAUGGCCCGAGGACAUAACUGUCCUGUAAUUCAAGCCCCAGUCCUGCACACAGAUCUGUGCAUGUGCCUAUUUUGGGAACGUUGUCCUAGGAGCACAAUCCUGACACACACACUUCUGCAUUUAAAUCAAAGGGGGUUACGCACCUUCAAGGCUCUCUUGGCUACAUCGUCAGGGUGUGUUGAAUGCUUAGUUCAGGCUUAUUCAAACAGAAGAUGGCAGGCAUUUCUUUGAAGCAGCAUUUGGUUGCGGUUAACCCUUGGGGCUUAAAUUAAAUCAACCCUAGCUGGGAAAAUGGAGCGGAUUAGAUCAACAUUGGGUGUGUCCAAUGUUGAUCUGAACUUCCAUGGCAAAACAAACAUGUUUCGUCUUCUUCCACUGUGGCUUAUAUAGUCGGCACAGCUAUGUUAUUUAUAACAAUAAUAAAGUCUGCACCAAUUAGACCUGGCUCAUCUUUACUGAGUUUUAGCAACACCAGUUCUUUGAGAUGCAUUAGUUAGUUGGGCAGCACCGAAAUGCAUUGAAGCGCAUCUUGCAGAUAUUUCUUUAACUAUUUCACGGUGGCAGCCAUUGAUGCAGAAAUUACGAUGCAAUCCUUUGCAGAAAAAAGUACCACCACUCAGAAAUUCUGGGAGGUUUCCCCCCCACCGCUGUCUAAACAUGCACCUUCAAAGUUGUAAAGCCAGGGGAACGGAGUUGAUGGGAUCCUGCCCAAUUUCUUAUUUAUUUAUUUUUAAAGUUAAAACACCACAUUUUAUCCUCCUGUACCAAGAUAUGCCCUUGGGUUAAUUUGGUCUAUCCUAUAUUCGUGUGUAUGUGAAGAAAUGUGCAUGUAUGUGGUUACACUCAGGCAAACUACCAGAGCUCCAAUGAGUAUAGAUUUAAGGGCACAAUCCUAGACCAAUGCAGUCAUAAAUGGUUUUCUGUAUGCAUAGGAUUGCACCUUAAGCUGUAUGUAACUCCAAU
Messenger RNA from Elgaria multicarinata webbii, 3457 nucleotides. It is a transcript of the gene CA6, whose product is annotated as carbonic anhydrase 6. Gene Ontology annotation, molecular function: carbonate dehydratase activity; zinc ion binding. Gene Ontology annotation, biological process: one-carbon metabolic process. The transcript has 9 exons. NCBI's taxonomy places the organism in Eukaryota, Metazoa, Chordata, Lepidosauria, Squamata, Anguidae. Bases 267 to 1832 code for a protein of 521 amino acids. The record is from RefSeq and is a predicted model, not a curated record.